AUGCGGAACACCAACAACCACAAUGUGAGCAUCUUGAAGAAAAGUUGCCUCGGGGUGCUGAUUUGUUCGGCCCGAUGUCGACUGCCAAAUGGAAGUGCCAUCCAUUUGCGGCCGGCAAUUUGCGAUAAGGCCCGCAGGAAACAGCAAGGACGAACUUGUCCAAACCGGAGCUGCAAAAAUGGUCGAUUAGAGGUGCAACCCUGUCGAGGUCACUGCGGUUAUCCGGUCACACACUAUUGGCGCCACACGGAUAAGGCCAUCUUUUUCCAGGCAAAGGGUAGCCACGAUCAUCCGAAGCCGGAAUCCAAAACGGCAGGAGAAUCGAGGAAAUCCGUUGGACUUUCCUGCAAAGCGAAGACGAAAAAGCUCUCGGUGCUGCUUUUAAGGGAUGCCGCUCUCGGGAAUAAGCUGGUACGAUCGCUAGAGGCAAAAAGUGCUUCACCGUGGUUUCCGUGUGAGACCUUCAUACCAGAUUCUUGCGAGCUGGUUAAGUGCAGUAGAUCGAAACGCCAACCGCACGGGAAAAGAAGACGGUUCCGAAAAAGAAGAAAUCAGGAGAGCGAAAAAGAACGCUGCGAAAGUCGAUACGCCCACCACGAGACAGCGAGAAGUAGUCGAAGAAGAAAAUCCAAAAGAGCCCCUAGCGAAAAGGGGCUCUUUUCUUCUUCUCUUUCUUUUAUUCGCAGUUUUCGUCUUCGCAGUUUUCAUCUUCGCAGCUUUCGGGGAAAUCUUCGCAUCUCUUCCAAGACGGACAGCAACACGGGUGGUCGCAUCAUUCGAAGGCCGAGCUACUACCGGACCCGUGAGCCAAACAGGAACCGGACCGGCAAACCGAACGGUGACCGAAUCCGGGAGCAGAGCCCGCAAGCUGACAAGGAAUCGUCGUGGCAGAUCCCGCUCAGGAGAGCGAUACAAAUUGGAAUCGCGCAUGGAGCAGCGUACGCAUCCAGUUUCAAGGAGCAAAAUCCUCGUCAUCAUUCCGCAGUCGAAGUGUGGGAAUCAGCCGGCUCUGUUCAGAGCCACUCACGCGCGUGUGCCAUUGGUUGGUCUAUCGAUGACCAUUUGCGAAAAGGAAAAUGAACGUUUUCGCUACACUCUUGAUGCCGUGCCGGAGAGGCCUAGAGGCCAUAAUGUAAGUGCCCGAUCUUUAUUCUCAACAUUGUAGAUGUUC
Messenger RNA from Uranotaenia lowii, 1171 nucleotides. RefSeq lists its product as uncharacterized. Lineage: Eukaryota; Metazoa; Arthropoda; Insecta; Diptera; Culicidae. Gene Ontology annotation, molecular function: RNA polymerase II cis-regulatory region sequence-specific DNA binding; DNA-binding transcription activator activity, RNA polymerase II-specific. Bases 1 to 1080 code for a protein of 359 amino acids. Gene Ontology annotation, biological process: regulation of transcription by RNA polymerase II; gliogenesis. The record is from RefSeq and is a predicted model, not a curated record. The transcript has 5 exons. Gene Ontology annotation, cellular component: nucleus.